Molecule: messenger RNA, 996 nt
Organism: Fonsecaea pedrosoi CBS 271.37
Lineage: Eukaryota; Fungi; Ascomycota; Eurotiomycetes; Chaetothyriales; Herpotrichiellaceae
Product: fumarylacetoacetase
Exons: 5
Coding region: 1-996 (331 amino acids)
Biological process (GO): homogentisate catabolic process; L-tyrosine catabolic process; L-phenylalanine catabolic process
Molecular function (GO): fumarylacetoacetase activity
Source: RefSeq, a predicted model, not a curated record
AUGACGCCGAUCAUGAGAGACAACAAAGACCUGAAGAAGAAGUGCAUCGUCGACACGGCCGAGGUCAAGGUCGAGAUGCACCUGCCCAUGAAGAUUGGAGAUUUCACCGAUUUCCUGAACUCUCGAACGCACGCAAAAAACACCCAUUCAACAAGCAGCACGCCAGUAAACAUGUUCAAUCCGCCUCGUGCGUUCACUGCUCGCGCAUCCAGUCUUGUGGUUUCGGAGACCCCGAUCGUGCGUCCGAUGGGACAUUUGAUCGACUCAAAUGGUAAGGCAUAUGUGGGACCGUCACAGCAAAUGGACGUCGAGAUGGAGUUUGCUUUCUUCCUGGGCGAAGGAAUCAAACGCUUCGACCGGGUUUCGAUCGAUGAGGCCGAGAACCACAUAUUCGGUGUCGUGCUUCUAAACGACUGGUCAACCCGUGAUGUCCAGGCUCCUGAAGACCAUCCUUUUGCCGCCUUCAAUGCCAAGUCCUUCGCGUCGACCAUCAGCCCCUGGGUCGUGUCGAUCGACGCGCUGGAGCCCUACCGCACGAAGAUCCAGCCCCAAGAGCCGUCAGACCUGUUGCCGUAUCUGAUUGACAAAAAGCGUCUUGGUACCUUUGACGUCUCUAUUCGCAUGCAAUGGACGCUUUCACCUGAGGGAGAGGUGUUCGACACCUCCACCAGCAACUUGACCAAUGCGUACUGGUCCUUUACGCAGAUGUUGACCCACCAUGCAUUCGGGGGUUGCGAAAUGAGGACAGGAGACCUGAUCGGAACCGGUACACUUACUGGAGAGGGGCCAGAAUCAAUUUGUUCUCUGGUUGAGCGAACACAGAACGGGGCAAAACAGAUACAGACUCCUUCGGGGAACAAGAGAUUCUAUGUUCAAGACGGGGACAAGGUCACGUUUACGGGUUGGGCGGGUGAAACAGGGGAUCAAUCACUGUCAGGGAAGAGGGUCGGUUUCGGGAUCUGCGAGGGUAUAAUUGUUCCGGCGAGGCCGCUCUAG